Owenia fusiformis is the source of this 1111-nucleotide messenger RNA. NCBI's taxonomy places the organism in Eukaryota, Metazoa, Annelida, Polychaeta, Sabellida, Oweniidae. The record is from the annotation of a GenBank genome assembly.
UGAGAGAAAUAUUCACAAAUUUCUCCAACUUUGGCCUUACUUGGUGUCAAUUUCUUGCUAGAAGACAAUACAGAGCCGUAUAUACGAAUGGCAUAUGGAUUUUUCAACAAUAAAUUAGGGUUGAUGCUCAUAUUAUAGUCUGAAAUGUCAUAAUGUGUCAUUUCCUGAUUUUUUUUCUAGAGAUCUAAACUGGAUCUAAAUAAUUUUUGGAAAAGCUUAGCCUAGCGUAAGAGACCAAUAGCAUAAGGUUUUAUUUUUGGAGAAAUCUAAUUUGUGGCCCUAAAGACUACAUAUUGAUGUGUAUUACCACGGAAGUCACAUUGAUUAUUGCUACAGAAAUAAAUCGUAAAGCUCAGUCGAACUAUUGGGAACAAAUAAGGUGUGAAGGCAAAGAAUAGCAAAGCAAUGAGAGGAAAAAUCAAGAUGCAAAACUAUUUUAGGAUAUGCGUAAUGUUGCUGCUGUGUUUAGUUCCAAAUAUUUUGGGAAAAGCUGUACUUGUUCCAGGAAAAACAGACAGUGGAGAUGUAGAGAAGAAACAAAUUAAUGCUCAAUCACAUAUACUGCAAAAUCAAAAUUUAAAUGACGUUGAAGAAAACGAUAUGAACCAAGGUAAUGCUAAUAAAAAAAAUUCAGAUACACUUCGAGUGGAACCUAUGCAAGUGGAAGAGCCACUCAAAAAACUUGACAAGGAAGACCUUAACCCACCAGACCAUCUUGAUGCAGUUAGAAUGGAGCAAGAUGGACAUCUUAACAAAGAUUGGCGCAAAGAAGUCUUUCUCGGGGAACAUGAAGAUUUUGAUCAAAGCACCAGAGAAGAACAAGAUCAAAAGUUAAAGAUGGUGUUUUACAGGUACAUGUAGCCAUUGAAUUUGUGAAAUGUCAAUGAAUUUUGCUGUUUGAAAUGUUCCUGUUGUUGGUUGUCUUUUUGUAUUUUUAUAACCUUCAUAUUUAUUUAUUUUCCUGUGAAUUUUCAAGAUAUAUUUCAAAUUCUAAUAUGAUACUUGACAUCACAAUAUUAAUAGACUAGAUGCGAGCAGAAAUAAUCUUGAUUUAGGUUAUUAAAUAUUCAAAAUUCAGUACAUCUAAAAAUAUGGUUUCGAAAAUUGUCUA